CAUAGCUCGUCAGUCAGUGAGAGUUCGUCGUUUCGAGCGGGUGCUUGUCCACAUAUAUUUUCAGAAUAAAUUUAUUAUUAUUGGAAUUCAUCGAGGCAAAAAGUCUUUCGACUGUUGACUACAACUACCGGAUACACGCGUUGUCGGAGCGUAAAGCCGCAUUUUUGUAGUGAACUUAUAUUCAAUUUUUAUUAUUUACUCGUAAAUUUCUUUAAAUUUAAGUCCAUUGAAGAAAUAUUUAAAAGUGCAAAAACAAUAUCUUCGUAUAUAUUAAGUUCCGUUAUUUAACAAAACUCUAUCAAUAGUUGAAAAAUGGUGCGAGGUAUUUCUCAGUGGACCAAAACUUUGAGCUUCCCUGCUCGGAUAUCGCCUCAAAAACCUAAUAAAGAAUCAAAAUUUUAUGUGGAUCCAUGUAUGAGCCCUAUAUUACCACCAAAUUCUAUAAACGACAACAUAGACAAAACGUUCGUCAUCACUGACGAGAGCUAUCAAGAGAUGGAGACAAAAAAAGCAAUUAUGGAAUCUAUCGUCUACUGUAUUCAUCAUAAAGAUGGAUGUAAAUGGUCUGAUGAGCUUCGGAAAUUAAAGGCACAUCUCAAUACUUGUAAACAUGAUGCAAUACCUUGCAAUAAUAAAUGUGGUGCAAUGAUCCCUCGAGUGUUAAUGGAAGAUCAUUUGAAAUACACAUGUUCUCAACGUCGUGCACGCUGUGAGUCUUGUUCCAAAGAGUUCACUGGACAAACUCUAGAAAAGCACAUUGGCAGUUGUGGAUAUGAACUUCUUUAUUGUGAAAACAAAUGUGGAAUGAAAGUUCAAAGAAGACACCUCGAUCAACAUAAGCUAGGUGAAUGUGUAAAACGACUCGUAGCUUGCAGAUAUUGUAAUAAGGAAUUUGUCUUUGAUACUCUUGGAACGCAUCAUGCAAAAUGUGGCCACUUUCCUGUUGCGUGUCCUCAUCGUUGUGAGACUGGUGUAUUACCUCGAGAAGACCUGGAGAUUCACCUUAAAAAUCAUUGUACUACAUAUCUUCUUUCCUGUAAUUUUAAAGAUGCUGGUUGUUCGUUUAAGGGAAAUCGUUUUGCUCUAGACAAACAUUUAGAAGAAUCUACUAAAACUCAUCUAAGUCUCAUGUGUAAUGUUGUCACAAAACAGCAGCACCAAAUAGCGGUUCUAAAAUCUGCUAUGGCCAAGCUUUCUCCUAACUAUACCGGUACACUUAUUUGGAAAAUUAGUAAUUACUCGUCAAAGAUGUCCGAAGCAAAAGCUAAAGAAGGAAUAGAACUCAUCAGUCCUCCUUUUUACACUAGUCAGUAUGGAUACAAACUUCAGGCAUCCGUUUUUCUCAAUGGAAAUGGAACUGGUGAAGGAAGUCAUAUUUCUAUCUAUAUAAAAAUUCUACCGGGUGAAUACGAUGCAUUACUUCGCUGGCCGUUCUCUCACAGUGUUUCAUUUACAAUGUUUGAUCAAACUACACAACCCGACAAAGCUUGCAAUAUUGUAGAAAGUUUUAUUCCUGAUCCUACAUGGAAAAACUUUCAAAGGCCUAGUCGAGAACCAGACUCCUUAGGAUUUGGUUUUCCACGGUUUGUUUCACAUGAAAUGAUAAAAAAACAUCACUUUAUCAAAGAUAAUGCCAUGUUUAUAAGAGUUAAAGUUGACCCUAGUAAAAUCGUGGCAGUUUAGUGACAUGAUAUGAUUUAUUGAUCUUUUUCUAAGUAUAUGAAUUCGCUAAUUAUUGUAGCAACAAAACCAUCAAAAACACUCUGUGAAAUGCAUUAAAAUGUUUUGUGAUUAUACAA
This is a messenger RNA of Cotesia glomerata, 1799 nucleotides long. It is a transcript of the gene Traf4, whose product is annotated as TNF receptor-associated factor 4. Gene Ontology annotation, molecular function: protein binding; zinc ion binding. The transcript is spliced from 5 exons. NCBI's taxonomy places the organism in Eukaryota, Metazoa, Arthropoda, Insecta, Hymenoptera, Braconidae. Bases 313 to 1683 code for a protein of 456 amino acids. Gene Ontology annotation, biological process: tumor necrosis factor-mediated signaling pathway; regulation of apoptotic process; protein K63-linked ubiquitination. Gene Ontology annotation, cellular component: plasma membrane signaling receptor complex. The record is from RefSeq and is a predicted model, not a curated record.